CGCCCCCGCCGAACCCUGGUUCCAGACACCGCCCAGUCUAAUUCUAUCACAGUCACGACAAGAAAGGGGGGAUUCGAAACCCUUCCGAGGCGAUGAUAGUUCGAACCUACGGCCGGCGCUCCGCCCGCUGCGGCGGCGGCGGCGGAGGUCGCUCUUCUUCCGACCCCGUCCUCCUCGACACCCCUGAAUCUGAAGGUGACUACGAUUCAUCUGCCGGUGACCUCGUCUUCGAACUCCCGCACUUCUCCCAGGAUAGCUCCUCCCAGGGCCGCCAUGCCGCUCCCUUCUCCUCCCAAGAUUCCUCAUCCCCUUGGUCUCUCGACCCUCUUGACGUCCCAGACGACUUUCCUGGCCUCCCUCCGUCCCUUCUUUUUCCCCCACCCCGCGGAUCGGAGGAUCCCGUGUUGGAAAGGGCGACGGAAGCUAGGGAUCCGGAGGACUUGGUCACUACGACAACGCUUAUGGAGGCUCAGGAGUUCGGGGAGAUGAUGGAGCAUAUGGACGAGGUGAAUUUCGCGCUGGAUGGGUUGAGACCGUGGCAGCCAGUGAGGGUUCGGCGGGCGAGCUUGCUGUCGUUACUAUCUGUGUGCAGCACGUUGCAGAAGAGGAGGCUUCUUCGUGUGAGGGGGAUCACUGCAAGGAUUGUUGAGGCUAUUUUGGAUGUUAGCUUAGAUGAUUCUCCAAGUACAACUGCGAUUGCUGCUAUCUUCUUUGUGUUGGCAAGUGAUGUUCAAGACAAUCAUUUGCUGGAUACACCAUCUUGCAUUGCCUUUCUUCUUAAGUUAUUGAAUCCAUCAAGUCUCAGUACCUCCAGUGACAAGGCUCCAACAUUUGGAUCUAAGAUUCUUGGGAAACGGAAGCCUCUAACUGAAGUUAGUGCAUCAUAUAAAGCAUUGGAUUCCACUGCAAAGACCAUUAUUUCAAAAGUUUCAGAAAUUCUUUUAACUUACAAAGAGAUAAAAUCCGACAACAAAAAUGGUGAAGGAAUAGAGAGGCCAGAGUUGAGUCCCAAAUGGAUAGCUUUAUUGACUAUGGAGAAAGCAUGCUUAUCAACUGUAUCAUUUGAAGAUGCAACUGAUGUGGUCAAAAUGCCUGGAGGAGUCUUCAAAGAAAAGUUGAGAGAGCUUGGCGGAUUGAAUGCAAUCUUUGAUGUUCUUUCUAGCUGCCACUCUACCUUGCUUACAUGCCACUCUUCGUCUUCAUUUGCUGAUUUAAAAGAAGAAUUAGUGUGUCAAAAUCUGCUACUGAUCUUGAAAUGUUUGAAGAUCAUGGAGAAUGCCACAUUUCUAAGUAAGCAAAACCAGAAUCACUUACUUGGAUUGAAAGAAAAAUUGAACUCAAGUGGUUCACAACAGUCCUUUGUUGCAGUCAUCAUCAGCGCCAUCAAAUUUUUUUCAGAUUUAUCCUUGCACCAGAGUAAUUUCAGCAACUCGGAGAAUGAAAAGUUAGUUUUUGAUGAUCAGACCUUUCAGAUGAAACCAAAAUUAAGAGAUGGCAGCGAUGAACCUUCAAGUAGUCAUUUUAGUGGAUGUUCUCGUAUCGGUAGUGAUUCUGAAGUAAAGGUCAUUAAGCUAGGUCUCAAACGGCAAAAGUCAUCAAAUUUCCAUUCAGAAGUGUCUCUUUCUGGUUCAGGAAAAGCAAUAGACUUCUCAGCCUCUCUUUCAUGUGUUAAAAUUAAUAGAUCAACUGGAGACAGCUAUGAAAAUGAUAUUGCUUUAAAGACAAAAAUAAAUUGCAGUGCUUCAAGGAUGAUUUCUAAUAGUACUUCCAGUCAAUGGAUCUCAAUAAAAACUAAUGGUGCCUCAAUGAAUUCUGAUAGCUCAUCUAAAAGACCUCAUCUGCAGAAAGAUGCCAAAGUUAAUUGUGAAGUGGACAUGGAUGAUCCGUUUGCAUUUGAUGAAGGUGAUUUAGAACCUUCAAAGUGGGAAUUGUUGGCAAAGAGUAAAGGUAAAAUCCAGGAUCGUAGAUGUGAUCUAGCAACAAAGGAACCAAUGAAUGGAUGCGAGCUCUCAGUAAUUUCAACAGAUGAUAUGUUAAGUCAAUUAACAAAUGAAGAAGCUCACCAAAGUAAUGCAACAUCAGAAAUUAAUGAAGAUUUAAGCCUUGUGGAUGACUGCCUGCUUACAUCUGUCAAGGUUCUUAUGAACUUAACAAAUGAAAACCCACUCGGGUGUCAACAAAUUGCUGCAUGUGGUGGACUCCAUACAAUGGUUUCUAUUAUAGUUAGUCAUUUUCCAUCAUUUGACUGUUUCUUUCAAAUGAAUGGUAAGCUGAAACAGAGCACCUCUACCGAUCUCAGUUGUGAUUGUCAUCUGAAAAACAAACAUCUUAAUGAUCAUGAGUUGGAGUUGCUGGUUGCGGUGUUGGGUUUGCUUGUGAACCUUGUUGAGAAGAAUAAUCAAAACAGAUUGAAUUUAGCAGAAGCUCACGUUUCAGCAAAGCGUCCAGGGAAAUCAGAAGAACUAGAGGCACAAAGGGAUGUAAUUCAAUUGUUGUGUGCCAUAUUUUUGGCACAUCAAGGAAAUAAAGAAGCUAAAGAUGAAACUACUUUUGUUUGUGAUGAAGAGUCAUUACUGAAAGGAGCAAAAGAGGCUGAAAUGAUGAUAAUUGAAGCUUACGCAGCAUUAUUGCUUGGUUUUUUGUCAGUGGAGAGUUCCAAAGUUCGCAAAGCUAUUGCUGAUUGCCUUCCAAACCGGAACUUGCAAGGACUAGUUCCCGUGUUAGAAAAAUUUGUGGCAUUUCAUCUGUCUUUAAACAUGAUAUCACGGGAAACUCACUCCGCCAUCCUCAAAGUGAUCGCCUCUUGUAAAGCUCCGUAAGAAAGAGAUCAUGUACAGUGUUCUUGGACUCCUGCUUUGUGGAAGUUAUCCUGUUCUCGUACGAUGAAGAGGAGGUUCGGUUCAUCUGCUCUGCUCUUGACUCAGAGGACUAACAGCAAUCUAUACCCUAUUUUUUCAUCACUUUUAUUUUCUCCUUUUUUUCUGCUUUUAUAUUAUUUCAUUUUCCUUGUGUGAUCACACGUGUACCAUGUAUCCAUAUAAUAAUAAGUCCUAGGUUGCAGUGUUUUUCCUUUUUCUUUCUGUUAAAAUUGGAUCAUAUAGUUGUGCUUAAUGAUAGCGGUAGGUCCGGUGUAAAAA
This is a messenger RNA of Zingiber officinale, 3137 nucleotides long. RefSeq names its product wings apart-like protein 2. The coding region runs from base 93 to 2819 and encodes 908 amino acids. The transcript is spliced from 13 exons. The record is from RefSeq and is a predicted model, not a curated record. Gene Ontology annotation, biological process: regulation of chromosome condensation. Lineage: Eukaryota; Viridiplantae; Streptophyta; Magnoliopsida; Zingiberales; Zingiberaceae.